AUGAAAUCAUUUCAUUUUUUGUUUGUUUUCUUAUUAGUGAACAUCGCUGUCUUGGGUGUGCAUCCGACCGAUCCUCCAACUGGCCCUCUUGUUAAAACUUAUUCUGAACCAAAAGACGUACGUGAUGUGUAUAACUAUUUACAAGAUGCUUAUAAAUCAUUAAACUGCAAUUGCUAUAUCAAGAACCCAAAAAAAGAAACGCCACCCAGAACUUGCGCACCCCUGAAAGUAAAUUUGGUGGAGACAAAAGCACUGUGCGAUUUUAUAAACGAUAAAAUACUAGAUCCUACGACACCAUCUACCACUAAUCCAACUGCUGUUUCUGCCAGUAAUCCGACCACCACCCCUACCACUAAACCAACUACUGCUCCUACCAGUAAUCCGACCACCACCCCUACCACUAAACCAACUACUGUUCCUACCAGUAAUCCGACCACCACCCCCACCACUAUUCCAAAUACUGUUUCUUCCAGUAAUCCGACCACCACCCCUACCACUAAACCAACUACUGCUCCUACCAAUAAUCCGACCACCACCCCUACCACUAAACCAACCACUGCUCCUACCAGUAAUCCGACCACCACCCCUACCACUAAACCAACUACUGCUCCUACCAGUAAUCCGACCACCACCCCUACCACUAAACCAACUACUGUUCCUACCAGUAAUCCGACCGCCACGCCUACCACUAAACCAACUACUGUUCCUACCAAUAUUCCGACCACCACUCCUACCACUAAACCAACCACUGCUCCUACCAGUAAUCCGACCACCACCCCUACCACUAAACCAACUACUGUUCCUACCAGUAAUCCGACCACCACCCCUACCACUAUUCCAAAUACUGUUCCUUUCAGUAAUCCGAUCAACACCCCUACCACUAACCCUACUACUGUGCCUACCAGUAAUCCGACCGCCACGCCUACCACUAAACCAACUACUGUUCCUACCAGUAAUCCGACCACCACCCCUACCACUAAACCAACUACUGCUCCUACCAGUAAUCCGACCACCACCCCUCCCACUAACCCUACUACCGUGCCUACCAGUAAUCCGACCGCCACGCCUACCACUAAACCAACUACUGUUCCUACCAGUAUUCCGACCAACACCCGUCCCACUAACCCAACUAAUGUUCCUACCAGUAAUCCGACGGCCACGCCUACCACUAAACCUACUACUGUUGCUACCAGUAUUCCGACCAACACCCCUCCCACUAACCCUACCACCGUGCCUACCAGUAAUCCGACCGCCACGCCUACCACUAAACCAACUACUGUUCCUACCAGUAUUCCGACCAACACCCCUCCUACUAACCCAACUAAUGUACCUACCGGUAAUCCAACCACCACUCCUACCACUAACCCUGCUAGUAAUCCAACUACUGUUCCUACCAAUAAUCAGAUCACCAAAAACACGGCAACAAACACAGCGGCUGUUGUCAACAAACCAGAUAAUGAAAGUACUCGUACUUCUUCUUCAACAUUGUGGUGGGCGGCUAUCGGCUGUUUCUGUUUAGGGGUCGUCAUCACGAUUAUUGUAAAAGUCAUAUACAAUAAAUACAAAAAGAAAUCCUAUGUGUUGCCGCCGGAACAAAACUCGGUGUAG
This is a messenger RNA of Arctia plantaginis, 1608 nucleotides long. NCBI's taxonomy places the organism in Eukaryota, Metazoa, Arthropoda, Insecta, Lepidoptera, Erebidae. The record is from the annotation of a GenBank genome assembly.